Salarias fasciatus (jewelled blenny) is the source of this 4830-nucleotide messenger RNA. Its product is annotated as zinc finger protein OZF-like. The annotation marks the transcript as partial. Gene Ontology annotation, cellular component: nucleus. The transcript has a single exon. The record is from RefSeq and is a predicted model, not a curated record. Gene Ontology annotation, molecular function: DNA-binding transcription activator activity, RNA polymerase II-specific; RNA polymerase II cis-regulatory region sequence-specific DNA binding. NCBI's taxonomy places the organism in Eukaryota, Metazoa, Chordata, Actinopteri, Blenniiformes, Blenniidae. Gene Ontology annotation, biological process: regulation of transcription by RNA polymerase II.
CCAGAACCUCCACACAUCAAAGAAGAAGAACCAGAACCUCCACACAUCAAAGAAGAAGAGGAAGAACCAGAACUUCAUCAGUUUGAGGAGAAACAGGAGGAACCAAAAUCCUCACAGAUUGAGGAACACGAGGAACUCAGCAGCAGCCAGAAGGGAGAACAAUUCAUUGUGAAGUUUGAAAAUGAAACCUUGAAGGUCCUUGCUGAGGAGAUCCUUUAUGAAACAUGUCGCCCAAGUUUCAGAAAACCGGGCCACAAGAAAACUCACACAGGUGAGAAGCCUCAUUCUUGUGAAACAUGUGGCAAAAGUUUCAGGUAUCGGAGUCAUUUGUUGAUCCAUAAGAGAACUCACACAGGUGAGAAGCCAUAUUCUUGUGAAACAUGUGGCAAAAGGUUCCGUCGACAGGUUGAUUUGUCACGCCACCUGAGAACUCACACAGGUGAGAAGCCGUAUUCUUGUGAAACAUGUGGGAAAACGUUCAGACAACACAGUCAUUUGAGUGACCACAUGAGAACUCACACAGGUGAGAAGCCGUAUUCUUGUGAAACAUGUGGCAAAAGUUUCAGUCAACGGAGUCGUUUGUUGGUCCACAAGAGAACUCACACAGGUGAGAAGCCGUAUUCUUGUGAAACAUGUGGCAAAAGUUUCAGCCUACGGAGUCGUUUGUUGGUCCACAAGAGAACUCACACAGGUGAGAAGCCGUAUUCUUGUGAAACAUGUCGCAAAAGUUUUGGUCACCGUUGUAGUUUCAAUGAGCACAUGAGAACUCACACAGGUCAGAAGACAUAUUCUUGUGAAACAUGUAGGAAAAGUUUCAGUGAACGGCGUUAUUUGUUGUGCCACAUGAGAACUCACACAGGUGAGAAACCAUAUUCUUGUGAAACAUGUGGCGAAAGGUUCAGGCAACGGUGUGUUUUGUUGGUCCACAUGAGAACUCACACAGGUGAGAAGCCGUAUUCUUGUGAAACAUGUGGCAAAAGUUUCAGUCAACGCUCUAUUUUGAAAGUCCACCUGAGAACUCACACAGGUGAGAAGCCAUAUUCUUGUGAAACAUGUAAGAAAAGGUUCAGGCAACGGCGUGAUUUGAAGGACCACUUGAGAACUCACACAGGUAAGAAGCCUCAUUCUUGUGAAACAUGUGGCAAAAGGUUCAGUCAACAGAGUCAUUUGUUGAACCACUUGAGAACUCACAAAGGUGAGAAGCCGUAUCCUUGUGAAACGUGGGGAAAGAUGCCUUUAUUGUCCUUCAUUGCUGCACCAGCGGAAUACUCAAAUGGAUGAAAUCAUGAAAGACAGAGUUUAUUCAGGAAGUCCAGCUUGAAGCCACAAUCAACAGAAAUCAUCCAGUUUGAAGGAAACUUUCCUGAUUCUGACACUGUUGAGACUGAGCUUCAGGAACAGUUCAGUGUGUGGUCUGUCACAAUCCAAGUCAACUUCUGGCAACCCGGGGGCACAGGCUGCUGCUGCGACCCUGCCUUUCACCGUGUUGUCCCGCUGUUUUUGUGCUGUCUGUGGAUUGGAAUGAUUGAACUGGCACUCCUUUUCAUGCAAAAUGAAGAUAAGCGUUGGAUUAUUGCUGUGUGCCAUGAACUUUUUAAUUAUUGAAGGAUUUCACGCGGGGAGAGGUAGCUUCCUCACCUACACUCAUGAGCACCUGCUGGCGCUGAAACCCUACGCCGCAGUUCAGGAUCUCUCCGUGGGCCUGCUGGACGAGCACCCCGAACUGAAACGGACUAAACGGAAAGCUAAAUCUAAAGCUAAGAAACGGGGGUCGCAUGGAGGAGUACGAGAGAGGGCGCGGAGACAGGGUUGUCACCCCCCACUGCCCACUCUCUAAUCUUCGCUCUAUAAACGGGAAAUGUGACGAGUUUUCAGCGACAGUCAAAUAUGACCGAGACUUUAGAUGCAGUGACCUGAUUUGCUUCACUGAGAGCUGGCUUAGGCAGGAUGCUCCUGUUUUGCUUGGUUACCUGCUAGUACGAGCUGAUCAAGAUGCUGUCAGAACCAAGAAAUCUGUAGGCGGCGGCCUGUUAAUGUUUGUUGACAGACGCUGGGCCACGCAGUACACAGUGCGGGAGAAAGUGUGCACCCAGGACUAUGAAAUCUUGGUGGUGUCUUUUCGCCCGUUCUAUCUGCCUAGAGAAUUUGGACAAAUCACAAUCAUCCUUGCUUACAUACCAGGACCUGACUUGGAGGGAGCAGCGGCUCGUGUGGUGGAGAGUUAUAAUGAUGCGCUCGCCCGGUCAGCGGAUCAGCCGGUCUUUGUGCUCGGCGACUUUAACUCUUGUGAACUUUCCAGCCAUCUGCCUACGCUACAUCAAUACGUGGACUGUCCCACGCGCCUAAUGCACAUCCUGGAUAAGUGCUAUGGGAACAUACAGGAUGUGUAUAAGUGGCCCCAUGUGGGAAAGUCCGACCAUCUUGCAGUACACCUGUUCGCGCAGUACAGAUCAAAACUUAAACGGGAAAAUCCAGUCACUAAGGUCGUGCGUGUGUGCACAGAGGACAGCACGGAGGCAUUAAGAGACUGCUUGGAAGAUACUAACUGGGAGAUUUUCUUCUCACAGAGACCAUUGCUGCUUAUUUGAGCUUUUGCGAAAGUAAUGUAGCUCACUCAAAAACGGUGAAGCUUUAUCCAAAUAACAAGCAGUGGAUAACCAGCGAGUUAAAGGCCUGCAUAAAUGAAAAGAAAGCAGCGUUCUCUGAGGGGAACUUGGAUCUUGUCAGAGAAAAGAGAGCUGAGUUGAGAUGCAAACUGUACAGGGCAAAGAUGGAAUAUAAGGAAAAAGUCGAGAGACAGUUCUGCUCUGGAAACGUAAAAAGGGCAAGGGAGGGAUUACAUCAGAUGAUGGACAGGGAGACAAACAAACAUGCUCCACUGCCUCAUACAUCUCCUACCAUGGCCAACGAUCUGAACGUGUUUUGUAGCAGGUUUGAUAAGUCAGACUUCAGUGCAGAGCAGGAUGAGGCCUGCAGUCUGAUCACCGAAUACGAAACUGUUGUUCUUGCUGAGCAUGAGGUUGCUGCGAGUUUGGCCUGCAUUAAACCAGGUAAAUCCCCAGGACUGGAUGGGCUUAGUGGAAGACUACUGAAAAGCUGUGUGCACCAGUUAAAGGGUGUUUUUACUGUACUCUUUAACCUUCUCCUCCGCACACACAUGCCCCCAGUCCUGGAAACGUUCGAACAUAGUGCCUGUCCCUAACAAAUCUGGAGCAUCUGAACUGAAUGAUUUUCGCCCUAUAGCAUUAACUUCCAUCUUGUGUAAAACCAUGGAGAGGACCGUGAGCAAACACAUCAUGUCUGCUGCAGCUCGCUGUUUGGACAAGCUGCAGUUUGCAUACAGAUGUCGGAGAAGCACAGAGGACGCAGCCAUCACUCUGUUUAACACCGUAGCUCAACACCUUCAGGCCUCUGACCGUUAUGCAAGGGUCCUCUUUGUGGAUUUUACAUCUGCCUUCAAUUCUAUGCAGUUACAUAUCCUACUGCACAGACUGAUUUCCUUGGGGGUCAAUGGAGGCAGAAUUAAAUGAGUCAGGGAUUUUCUGACCAAUCGGCCUCAGAGAGGACUGUUUGGCUCCGAUGUCUCAGAGGAGACUGUGCUGAAUACAGGGGUGCCUCAAGGGACUAUUUUAUCUCCUUUGCUUUUUUUUCUAUUUAUAUGAAUGCUUUCCAAGUUUGUGAUGAAUUUUUUAAGCUUUUUAAAUAUGCUGAUGACAUGGCGCUGGUCGCCCUGUUACAGAAAGGGAACACUGUGACAGAUCGUCUGUAUUUUAACCAUGUGUCUUUAAUGCAACAGUGGUGCUUGGAUAGUUUUUUAGAAAUUAAUGUCUCAAAGACAAAGGAGCUCAUUGUGCAUAAUGACAAAGAGGUAUUAGCACCUGUUAAAAUUUUGGGUGAAACAGUUGAGACUGUUAGUGACUUUAAAUACCUCGGCACAUACAUUGACACGAAACUUGUUUUUCUUGAAAAUACUGACUUUGUUUUUAAGAAGUGUUCGCAGCGUCUGUACCUUCUUCGAAAGCUGAACAGUUUUGGGGUGAGUCAACCAAUCCUCGAAACUGAGUACAAAAGUCUCGUGGAGAGCCUUCUCACCUUCAACAUGCUGAUGUGGUACGGGAACCUCAGCGUGAAAAAUAAAAAUAAACUGCAGAGGAUUGUGAACUGGAGCUCAAAGAUCAUUGGACGGCCACAGACAGCUCUGAGCAGUCUGUACGAGGAGCGGUUGGGAAAUAAGGCGAUGAGCAUCAUAAAUGAUAUUUCCACCCCUUAAACUCUGAGUUUGAGGUAACUCCGUCGGGACGGAGGUACAGAUUGAAAAUGUCAAAGAGAAAUAUUUUCAAGAACUCUUUUGUGCCAAAUGCAAUCAAAGCGGUUAACGCUUUGCAUGGGUAAUAUUGUUUGAAAUGUUGCAUGGCAUGUAGUGUCUUGUCAUGUCAUGUGCCAAUGUGAAGUGUUUCUUCAUGUGGCUGCUGGAACCAAAGACAAAUUUCCACCUCGGUGGACAAUAAAGUAUUCACAUACGUAACUUUAAAGAAAUGGAAAUAAAAUGUUGAUGUGAAUCCAGUGGGUUUUAUUCUUUGCUGUUUCAUGACUGAGUCGGAAUUUCACGAUUCACUCCUUUAAACUAAAAUGACAACAGAAUGAAUGAAAGGCAGUGUUGGCCAAGCUACUUGGAAAGUGUGAGCUGAGCUACGAGUUCCUCUGACACUAACGGAGUGUUUCCACCUCCCCUACUCUACUCGACUGCAUCCCACUGUACUCGACUCGACUCGGUCUGGUUGUGUCUCCACCUUGUUUGUCUCCAUGGAUACCGUUCUCAGUGGGCGGGGA